UCUCUCUUAUUUGAGCUGAAUAAUAAAUUUCAGCCAAACUGAUUCGGAUCGGAUAUAUUUCUAAUUCAAGCUCGGAUCUAGUAGAAUCCUCUCUCCACUCUUUGAUCUCAUCGAAAAAAAAAAAAAAAAAAGAGAAGGAACCAAUCAAACGAUGCUCGCCAACGACACAAAAUUAAUUUAAAAAAAAAAAUACAAAACCCCCCUCGAGUCCAGCCCAGCGCGAUACGACUGACGACACCAGCAAGCUCAGUCGAAACAGAUAAUCAUCCUUCAAAUUCAUCAACGGGUCACCUCGCUUCUCCUCCGAUCGAAACCAAACCAGAGCUCUAACUAGGCAUACAAAAAUGGCGUUAACGCAACAGAAGGGAAUUGUAAUAACCGUACCGGUUCUCAUUCUCACGCUUUCCGUCGCGGCCAUCUUCUUGUUCUUCCUUCUCUCCUCUCUCUCAACUUGCAACUGCCCUAUCUCCGCCGCCUCAAACGCCGCUGUUUCUUCUUCCUCUGACGUGCCGCCGACGGAUUAUGGCUCUGGAGAUCGGAUAUCGCCGACGAAAGACGAUAUUGAGUGGGUGAAGGAUCAGAUCUCUCGAAAUGGACUUCAUAUGCAAGAUAAUGUGUUGAGGAAAGGUAUCAAUCCUCGCACUAGAGCUCAGCAACUUGAAGAUCUCAUCCAAUUCAAAGGCAUAUCACAUUAUGAAGAGCCUGAAGCGUACAACCACACAGCCCUCCCGUGCCCAGGUGAGCUCCUUGUGGAGGAGCAUCACAGCAACUAUGGGGAGCCCUGGGCGGGUGGGCGAGAUGUGUUUGAGUUCCUUGCUGAGUCAAGUCACUUGACACCCAAUUCACUUGUUCUUGAGAUUGGAUGUGGCACACUUCGAGUUGGCCUGCAUUUUAUUCGGUAUCUAAGUCCAGAGCACUUUCAUUGCCUUGAGAGGGAUGAGCUCUCUUUGAUGGCUGCGUUCAGAUAUGAACUUCCUUCUCAAGGUCUUUUAAAUAAGAGGCCUUUGAUUGUGCGAGGCGAGGAUAUGGAUUUUACCAAGUUUGGUUCAAGAGUUGUGUAUGAUUUGAUAUAUGCUAGUGCUGUGUUUCUCCACAUGCCUGACAAACUUGUGUGGGUUGGACUGGAGAGGUUAGCGAAUAAGUUGAAACCUUAUGAUGGGCGAAUCUUUGUGUCGCAUAACAUAAAGUUUUGUUCUAGAUUAGGAGGGGAGGAGUGCACGAAGAGGCUUAGAAGCUUGGGACUUGAAUAUGUUGUGAAGCAUACACAUGAUAGCUUGCUUUUUAAUCACUAUGAGAUCUGGUUUGAGUUUAGGCGGUCCAAGGCUUAGGGUUUCUUCGGCACUGCCAUUUUGGGUUUAAUUCGUUGUAAUACUGAAUUAACAGGUGAAGUUAUAGCUUAAGCUGCCUCUCCACAAGUGUUGCGUUGCUUCUGAUAAUUCCCCCAGUGUUUUGGAAGGUUAACUUAUGAGCUGUUGAUAGAUGGGGUGUGUAAGAGUUGAUGAUAUCAAAGAUUUUUAUCAAAGUGGUCAUCAAUUUGUGUGCAACUCGUGAUAUUCUUUGUACUUUUCAUUGAAAAGGAUCUUGUGUAACUUAGAACUUUCAAGAUUCAAUACCGAAUUGCUAAGGUGGGAGAGGUUCAUGUUAUUUAUGACUGUCAAAUUAUGUAGUUUUGCAUUCGAAAUGCUGGUAGCACAACAAAAUUUCUUUUGAGCAAACACUGUAAAGUAGGACGAAAUCAUAAUGUGAAUAUAUUUUUCAUUGCACUUGGAGAAAA
Mangifera indica (mango) is the source of this 1774-nucleotide messenger RNA. RefSeq lists its product as uncharacterized. Lineage: Eukaryota; Viridiplantae; Streptophyta; Magnoliopsida; Sapindales; Anacardiaceae. The record is from RefSeq and is a predicted model, not a curated record. Bases 345 to 1328 code for a protein of 327 amino acids. The transcript is spliced from 2 exons.